AUGCUGGACCGAACUUCCAGCUUUCAAGAUUGUCGCGAAGCGGAUGUGCCUGGGUAUAAUGAUUGCCCCACAUUUGUUUUUCAAACUGGAAAGCCACGCACAGCUAGGAAACUACUGUUGACAAGCGUAGUUGAUACUUAUGGCAAUACGAAGAAAGCGGAUCAACCGCCGCCGUCAAUUGGCAGGAACCAAGGAAACAAAAAGCACGAACCGAUGGAUGAAAUGGAGUGUGAGGCGAACGAAAAAAAUGUGAUACAAAUGUUAGAUGACCUACUAGCGCGAGAGUCUAGGUUACCGGCCCAGGAAUUUGAAUUUUACAAAAAAAAGCUCUUGAAAAAUGUGGACAAGAGCCUGGAAGACAGAAAUUGUGCUUCAAAUCUUGUCGAGGUGCUUUCAUCCGUAGACACAGAUACCGAGGGCACUAAGCGAUUGCUCAGUAGAUGGAUGAUGGCAGACGCUUCAAUUGGUAACUGGUGUUCUGCACUGCGCAAAUUAAUUGAAAAUGUAAAGCAAUAG
Lachancea mirantina is the source of this 516-nucleotide messenger RNA. The record is from the annotation of a GenBank genome assembly. Lineage: Eukaryota; Fungi; Ascomycota; Saccharomycetes; Saccharomycetales; Saccharomycetaceae.